CCCCGCGUCCGCAGCCCUGGCCCCCGGCUUGUCGCUCCCGGCUUGACGGGGCCCGGCGCGUGGCCCCCCGACUCGGCUGGCACUUUUUCCCGGCCUGCCGGCCCGAGCCUCGGGAUGGAGAGCCACCCCCCCGUGCCCGGCGUGCCCGACCACCAGCCCGAGCACGCCGCAGGAGCAGCUGCCGCGUCGGCGAGCUCCCCCUCGGUCAGCGGCCCGGCCUCCGCGAGCUCCGCGGGGCCCCCCGCGGGGGCCGAGCGCCCGCCGGCGGAGGUCCCGCCGGCCCCGGGCGCGGAGCGCUGGCUGGCCGAGCGGCUGGACCGCCUGGAGCGCAAGGUCGUCGACCUCCUCGUCUUCGGCAACCGCAAGGCCACCGCCAAGCGAGCCUUCCGGGAGAGCCGCAUCACGAGCAUGAUCGCCGAGAUGGACGACCAGGAUCCGCGCGGAGGGCGAGGCCGCCCACGGCGCCCUCGCAAGGAAGGCCUCGCGGAGCUCCGCUAUUUUGCGUCGCCCGGGCGCCCUCCUUGCGUCCAGCAGGCGGUCCUCGGAGGAGGGCCGCCGCGGGAGGAAGCCGCCCAGGGCGUCCGGCCAGGAGGCAGCCCCGACCAAGAUGCAGGCCUUGAGGCGGAAGCUGGCCGAUCUAGGCCCAAGCUGCUCGCCGACGUCGACGGCGAGGUCCGGGCGCUCGGCGAGCGCGGGGCGGGCCUCCCCGAGCUGCGGAGUGCGGCCCGCGAGGCCGCAGAGCGCGAGAAGGCCGCCGACGAGGCGCCCGCCGGCGCGAAGCCCAGCGACCACUCGCUGCGGAGCUCGGGCUCGCCCUCGCCCGUCAAGAUGUUCAACCGGGCGGACUCCACCAAGAAGUUCCACCGGGCUGACUCCUCCAAGGACGUGUCCGAGAAGCUGAGAUCUGCCGAGGUGAUCUUGACGGAGAUCGAGAAAGUGGACGAUGAUGAGAAGAAGCGCGUUGGCAUGUCGACGUUCACGAACAAUAACGACAAGACGAAGGCGAAGCUCAUGAAGAAAGCGACCAGCAUGAUGUUACACGAAGUCCAGUAUGGCCUCGUGGGAAAAGUGGUGUCGUCCAGCUAUUUCGACAUCGGCAUCACGCUCGUUGUGCUCCUGAACGCGCUGCUCAUCGGGGCGCAAGUGCAACACUAG
Messenger RNA from Prorocentrum cordatum, 1155 nucleotides. The record is from the annotation of a GenBank genome assembly. NCBI's taxonomy places the organism in Eukaryota, Dinophyceae, Prorocentrales, Prorocentraceae.